This is a messenger RNA of Aspergillus aculeatinus CBS 121060, 6175 nucleotides long. RefSeq names its product amino acid adenylation domain-containing protein. The record is from RefSeq and is a predicted model, not a curated record. Gene Ontology annotation, molecular function: catalytic activity; phosphopantetheine binding. The transcript is spliced from 3 exons. NCBI's taxonomy places the organism in Eukaryota, Fungi, Ascomycota, Eurotiomycetes, Eurotiales, Aspergillaceae. Gene Ontology annotation, cellular component: cytoplasm. Bases 1 to 5994 code for a protein of 1997 amino acids. Gene Ontology annotation, biological process: secondary metabolite biosynthetic process; amino acid activation for nonribosomal peptide biosynthetic process.
AUGAGUUCGCCUAACAUUGAGUCGUGCCUCUUUCCGUGCAUCACCUCUUCUACUAGUUCAUCACCCGAUGAGACAAUUGUGUAUUGGGACAAGUUUGAAUGGGAGGUCAGAAUUUCCGACGUCUCGUUGCUGCAGAGCCUGAUGCACUCGUGGGCCAUUGUGCUAGCCAAGUAUACAGACUCUGAGACGCUUCGCUUCGGCAACUUGUCUGGUUCGACGGGCAUUCAGACUUGCGAUGAGAUAUCGGUCGAAGAAUAUGAAGCUUCUGUAAAUUCUGCCGCGUACUUGUCAGACGCUGUCUCGCUCAUAAGUCGGAAAAAAUGUCAAAUCCAUGAAUGGAAGUGCAGAGACCGGAUCAACACAUGCGUCGCGACAGACUUACACCCGGGCUGGCUGAAUGACUGGAAAAGCUCUUCUAAUCAUGGCAUUCAACUCUUGCUUGUGGCAACACAGCAAGAAUGGCCAUGCAUCUCCUUGUAUGGUAAAGCGGGCCUCGUUGACAAAUCUUCUAUCCGAUAUUUGAGCACUGCUUUGCAGUACAUCCUUCAAUCCACCUUGGAGCGUCCGCAAGAGCUGCUGCAGAGCUUUGCUCUGACCCCUGACAAUCAUUAUCGUCAGAUCCGUGACUGGAACAAACACAUCCUCGAAGAGCCGUUUGCCCAAUGUAUCCACGACAUUUUCCAGGACAAAUGCAGCGAAAAUCCAGAUGCGGAGGCCAUAAAUGCCUGGGACGGUGCAAUGAGUUACGCCUCCCUGGAUCAAGAAUCAGCCAGGAUUAUGAACCUUCUGCGUCUACAGGGUGCUGGACCGGAAACAAUUGUUCCUUUGGUUUUCGAGAAGAGUAAAUGGACUGUUGUUGCUAUGCUGGGAGUUCUCAAGGCCGGAGCAGCUUUUGUUUUGCUGGAACCGUCCCAUCCUUUGGAGCGUCUGCAAAGCAUUUGCCAAGAUGUCAGGGCUCGAGUUCUCCUGACCUCUGAGCUUCACAAGAGUGUCGGGUUGCAGCUCGCCGACAACGUCAUCUCAGUACCCAGCGAUAAUGAGAACGGAGCCCCGUAUCGUGACAAAGUCUCUCCGUCUCAGAUUCAGGUUAAGCCAGGUAACGCAGCGUAUGUUGCCUUCACUUCCGGGUCCACAGGAAAACCGAAAGGGGUAGUUGUUGAACAUGGUUCGUUCUGCACCAAUGCGAUGGUCAGUUCUGAAGCGCAAAAUCUGAAUGGGUCCUCCCGCGUGCUUCAAUUUGCUUCCUAUGCCUUUGAUGUCAGCAUUCACGAAAGCCUUGUGCCCCUCAUGCUUGGAGGAUGUGUCUGCAUUCCUUCUGCUUCCGAUAGAGUCGAUUGUCUCGAAUACGCCAUUCUCCAGCUUCGGGUCAACUGGAUGGAGCUGACCCCAUCCGUUGCUCGGCUCCUAAGCCCCCAGCGAAUCCCCGCUGUCAAGACGCUGGUCGUCGGUGGCGAGUCUAUUGCGCCCUCGGAGGUCUCCCGUUGGGCGCCAUAUCUCCGCCUAGCCGUUGCCUAUGGCCCUGCGGAAUGUACGGUGGUAUCGCUCGUGCAUCCCAACUUCACCAAAGAUGCUGACCCCUUUUCGAUCGGUUGGGCCUGUGGGGGUUCAGUCUGGGUCGUCGAACCUGAGGACCACAACAAAUUGGUCCCUAUUGGUGCUGUGGGCGAAUUGGUUAUCGGAGGGCCCAUUGUGGGCAGGGGAUACUUGCAUCGACCCGAACAAACGGCCGCUGCUUUCAUUCAAAAUCCUCGUUGGCACAGAUCAGAGAACAGCCGGUUCUACAAGACUGGAGACCUGGUGCGCCAAAGGACCGACGGGAGUGUGUCCUUCCUAGGUCGCAAAGAUACCCAAGUCAAAUUGCGAGGUCAACGAAUUGAACUCGGGGAGAUCGAAAACCAGGCUGCCGAAUUCUUUCCUGGUGCUGCAAUAGCUGUGGAGGUUGGCAAGCUCUAUCAUGGACAUUCGAGCUUGGUUAUGUUUGUGGAGUGGAGUUCAUCGAAGGAAGAAAAGAGAUACAAGGACAAAGACAGCUGUCGGGCGACUCAUAAGGAAUGCUAUCGAUUUUGGCCAAGGGCGCUUCGAGCUAAAACAGGCCUUGCAAAAAUACUCCCGUCUUACAUGGUCCCGGAUUUGAUGGUGCCCUUGUGCGCCAUUCCUCUCUCCCCAACUGGCAAAGUGGACAGGAAGGCGUUGCGAUCGAUAAUUUCUAGCUGGUCUAGGGAAGAGAUCAGAAAAUACCAGCCUACGGCGUCUUCCUUAUCCUCCAAGGAAAGGCAUCACGGUCCUGCUGCGCCAGAGGCCACUCAACAAAUGAUCAAUAUAGUUGCUCGCGUUCUGUCGCUUAAUGAGAGUGACAUUAAUGAGCACGAUAGCUUUUUUCAGCUUGGGGGUGAUUCGAUAUCUGCCAUGAUGCUCGCGCAAGAAUCCGAGAGUAUACCUUUUCUGCAAUUCACCGUCGCGGAUAUUUUCCAAUCCGUUGAUAUCUCUGAGCUAGCACGACGUGCACAUACUAUGACGCGUGAGAAAACCCCCAGGGAAUGCAGUAUACCAAACCAUAUUCUGCCGUUCUCGCUCUUGAGCCCAGGGAAGGUGGACGCCUAUGUCCAGAUUGCAGCGGAGCACAGUAAUGUGGAUGCAUCACAAAUUGAGGAUAUAUAUCCAUGCUCGCCUCUUCAGGCGCGCCUGAUGGCCAGAACUGCCAAGCAGCCAGGCGCUUUCCAAGGGCGUUUCACUUUCAAGUUGUCCCCAGGCCUCGACAAGGACCGGCUACGAUGGGCUUGGAACCGUGCGGCAAAUUCUCUUUCAAUUUUGCGGACGAGGAUUAUCCACGCAUGGCAAUUAGGCGCCGAAAGCUUUCUUCAAGUUGUAGUUCGGGACAAGGACAUUGAAUGGAUCGAGGCAGGAACACGAAGCGAAAGUGAGGUGAAGAGAUCCAUGUCAUUUGGCUCCCCACUGAUCUACCUGGUUGCUCUGCGUGCGAAACUUAUUCCUACGUUGACUGUCGUUAUUCAUCAUUCGUUGUUCGAUCUGGUCGUGUUCCAGCAGAUUCUCACGACGGUUGAAACUGCAUAUAGAGGAGAGGCUCUUCUCUCGCAACCAUUUGCACCAUUCAUCAAGUAUCUCGGAGAUCUAAAUGUACCUGAAGCAUCAGAUUUCUGGAAGAGGGAAUUUGCCGGCCUCAAAGCAGUCCCGCUCCCUUCAAACAAGAACUUUACACGCUCGAAGCAUUUGGCUAUCAGCUGGACCCGCAGACGAUCUCUUCUCCCCGAUCCUAGCCCAUUAGGAACAACAACGUCGUUGCUGAUUCGCCUAGCGUGGGCAAUGGUACUUUCUCAGUACACCGGUACUUUGGACGUUGUCUUCGGCAUCACUGUCAUGGGACGCAGCAUGUCUGGCACUGUUGACGUGAAGGGCCCUACCAUUGCUACUUAUCCUCUUCGAGUCACACUCCACGGUGACCGCAGUGUCAGUGAAACGUUAAGGUGUAUUCAUGAUCAGGCCAUGAGCGUUGCGCCCUUUGAGCAGACUGGGAUGCAACGAAUCAGACAGUGUGGCCGGGAGGCUGCUAGCGCCUGCGAGUUCCAGAGCAUGCUGAUCGUUCAACCACCAUUAGAAAAGACACCUCUGGGCAGGAAGGGUACAUCGCAGUUGAUGACAUUGGAUGAGACCGGAUCUUGGAAGCACAAGUCGUACACCAGCUUCAGCACUCAAGCCCUGAGUGUCGUCUGUGAGCCUAGCGCUGAUCAUCUGGAAACGACGGCCUAUUUCGACCGAAAUAUCAUAAAGUCGCACCAGGUCACAGAUAUGUUGAGAAGUAUGAAUCGUAUACUUCGCCUUCUUGUAGGAUAUCCUGAUGCCCCCCUGAGGAGGCUUCUCAAGAAAUGUCCACCGACAUGCGAUCUUACCGACAAUCGUCACGAAAGCGUCUCCUUGGCCUGUCUAGAAGAAGCAGCUUCUGGAUACCUUGGACCUGGCAUUCCGGUGAUUGCGGACUGGGUCACGCCCCAGGGAUCUCAAGCCCCUAGUCUCGCACUUUUCGUUGGGGUCGUGAGUUUGGAUACAUUGUCAGACGAUUGCUCAGUCCUAGCAAAGGUGGAAGAGCCGCUGCGCACUCGAUUGAUUCAGCUUAUGCGCGAGCUACAACAAAGGCUUCUUGGGAAAACUGUGCGUUGUUGUUGUGUUCCCGUUUCCCUUUGUUAUAAGCCAUCCGUGACUCGUCUUCUUCUCGAUCGAUCUAGUGCACUAGAAGCUGCCGCCAAGCUCACCUGGGCAAGCUUAAUUUCGUGGCAAUCUUCACAGGACUCUAUUGCCAGCGAAGACUUGCUGCCCGUCGAGGUAGGGUUAAGACACGCAUUAGCGACAGUGCUACAGCUGAAGCCCCGAGAGAUUGGUGUUGAAGAUGAUUUGGUUUCCCUUGGGUGCGAUUCCCUUGUCGCCAUGCAGUUCGCUGCCCAGUGCAACCUGGACGGUAUCCAGGUGACGGUCGCGGAUAUCUUCCAGGCCAAGUCGCUCAGAUCCCUAGCUCUAAUGGUCAAGGGACGCCCAGCGCAACAUUUUCAAUCCACUGCAUUAGCAAGGUUCUCCUUAUUGAAGCCGACGUAUGAGAACCAAACGUCCUUCGAGCAAGACAUAUUUACGACCGUCGACAGUGACAGGUUGGGAAAAGCGACCGAAGAUGCAUUUCCGUGCACCCCGUCGCAUCUGGGACUUCUUUCUGAAUUGGGCAAUUGCCAAUCGCAUACGAUCUGGGAGGUCGGGGGGCCUGAUGAGCGGAUCAACCCUACGCAUCUAGGCGAAUCUUGGUUGAAGCUUGUUGAGCACCAUCCAGCACUGCGGACCCUCUUGCUGCCCAGUCUGUCGAAUCCAGCCCAAAUGUUCCAUGUCAUGCUGAAGAAGUCCCUUGAUGCCGUCGAGAUCUUGACCGACAUCGAUGAUUCCAUUAUACUGGAGAUUGCAAGGCGGCCUCGUCUAUCGAGCUGCGAUAAAAAAGGACUUCCAUACAAGUUUACAAUCUUCCAGAGCACAAGCGGGAGGGUUCUUUGCAAGCUAGAGGGGAGGUAUGCCUUCCUUGAUGCAAAUUCGGUCAUUAUCCUCUUGACAGAUCUUCGAAGGUCUUUACAAGGCAUUACGCUGUCGGAUUCAACAGUCAGUUCCUACUCUUCAUGGGUAUCGUUUCAGCAAAGUUGGGCUAAGGACCCCUCGCAUCUGCAUUUCUGGGAUCAGUAUCUGGCCAAUCUUCACCCAUGUAUCUUGGCUGGUGCGGUCGCGCAUGACCGCAGCGCGGUGCUCCCACACAGCCAAAAUCAUGAGAGGAAGUUUGCUGAGAGCAGAUAUCGUGGACAGAUGCGAUCCCACCACCAAACACUUCUUCAAGACACCCGCGCCCUGCGCGAAUGGUGCGACCAAAGGGGAGUAACAAUCACCAACGUGAUACAGGUUGCUUGGGCCCUUGUGCUCAGCGAACAAACGGCCCGGGACGACGUCUGCUUUGGAGCUCUAGUCUCCGGCCGCGAUGCACCCGUACCUCACAUCGGAAACAUGCUGGGAUCGCUCUUCAAUGUCCUCGCCUGUCGGAUCACGGUGCAAUCAGGCCCCGACCAUUGUGUUCUUAACCAUGUCUUGCAGGCUAAUCGCCGCUCAAUGGGAGAGCGGGCGUCCCACCAAUUCUGUUCUUUGAGCGAAGUCACACGUCGGAUACUUGGCGAAAAGGAGUCCGGAGCGCCCUCGUCCCUGUUCAACACCUGCCUAUCGGUUGAGCAGCCGCUUACCGACCAGACCGGGCCAAUGGAUGGGUGCUUCAGGGUGCUGGAAACAGUUGAAGAGACUGAGUAUGACAUGGUCGUCGCCGCCACAGUGCUGUCUGACCGAAUUGACGCUCAGUUGAUGUUCUGGGAUAGCUUUUGCGAUGCCUCUCGUGCUGCAGACCUUGGACAGGCUUUGGCUCAGGCAGUUGAGCAGAUUAUGGUUUGCGAUGGGAUGGAGGUUUGUGCUUGAGAUUUGGGUAAAUGACAAUCGGUUUGAGUGUAAUGUUGAGAUCACCUUGGGGGUGACUUGAUUGGUUUUUGUGGAUUUUUUGGUUAUUAUGAGCUAGUAUAUUCCGUGCCUUGUACCGGGGUUCUGAAGUUCUCGUGUUUGAUGUUGAGAUGAUAGUUGAAAUUCCACGCAUAGUUCUGAC